UAUUUUCCAGUUUAAAUGAAUCUAAUUCGGGACUGCAGGUAUCACUGCAAAUUGGCCUCACUUCUCCUGGCUAUUUCCUCCUCUUUUAUCAUUUUAUUUAUUUUAACCCGAAUCCUGGAUUCCAGCAUUUUUGUUAUGUAUGGCUUUUGUCAGAACACGUUUAUAGUGUUAGUGCUGGCGAGAGCACUAUGUUCAGCUCUCAGCUGAACAGACAGAAUGACUCCCCUUCUUGUAAACUGUAUUUAGGUGUCAGACAGGUUUGGGGAGGGAGUUGGGGGGGAGGGGCAGGUCUUUCUUUGGGCCUCUCCAUCUGCCUCUGCUUUUUGCUUCACCAGCGUGAGGCUCCACCCCCGCCCGUCCUCUCUUACAGUCAUUCACUCACUCACACUCACCCCCCCGACUCAUGCUAGCCCUCUGUUUAGCAGGUAGCUCCCUGCUCAUGCCCUGUCUGCACUGGUGCUGCUGCUACUGCUGCGCAAGGCUGCAUGUAACACUGCACCUGGGCUGUGUGUCUGCGUCCACGCGCUCGCUUCUGUGCCCGCCGCCCCGCCCCCACCCUCCCUCCUCAUUACUCAAGGCUGCUGUUUCCCCUUUGCCUGUUGCCCCAAACCCAUCGUCCACAUCCGUUUGAGUGUAGAUGAUGCUCAGCUUUCCUCAUUUCAGACCCUUUUCCCAGCUCUGAACCUUUACUUUCAAUGGUUGCCUCUUUUCAGUAAAUCGGAGCAACAUGCUCAUUACACAGUCAGAUGGAAGUGUUCACGUCAACCUUUUCCCUUGACUUACAGGCCAUUUGUUAUCAAACCAGUUAAACCUAGUUAUACAGAUCGAAAAAAAAGAAAGAAAUCCCACUAAAACAGGGGGAAUACCUAGGCUGGGCGUGAAUUUGAGGAAUGGAGUCUAGUGUGGAAGAGGGGUCCGUGUAAUCUCUCUGGGCGUGUUUGUAUAUGAACACUGCCUUGUAUGCACAGCAGAGCAGACUGAUGUUCUGCUCACUAGGCCCCCAUUAGUGAAAGAAAACUGCUCCGUUGUCAUGGAACUGGCUCUCGUUGCCCGUGGUGACGGUGGGCCUGGCACGACACCCUGUGGGGCCUUUACAAGUCAGGGCUGCACACACGGUGCCUCCCCCCCGCCCCCCCCUACAGCAGACUCCAGACUCCACGCCCCACUUUUACAGGGCCAGCUGCUGUCAGGCUGAGGUGCCAGGAGGAAUCAGACUUUUAGUUUUUCCAGGCAAGGUUUGCUGCAUGAGCAGUGAAUGUGUAUUUCUCUGUUUAUGUUUGCAAGUAACAUUGCAUUUUGAUCAUUAUAUAAUCAAGAAAACGCCUCAACAAUGACGCAAGAGGUUCAAAACGAUGAUUUUAAAUGUUAUUUUUGCCCUUAGAGAAAGCUGAUGUGUAUAUUUUGGUUGUGCUUAACCAUUUUAACUGAUUUGCUGUCAUGUUUUAGGAAUGACCCAACAUGCUCAAAGUGAAAGUUAAUGUUUUUUUUGUUGCUAGGAUGCUAGUCCUUUUGCUGUUAAUGGGCUUGACUUACAUUUCUAGCUCUGACCCUCAGAAACAGGCCCUGUGAUAGGUUGCCUGACAGUGCCUGUCUUAUCGGUAAUUAAAUAUAGUCCAAGGGACAGUUAUCUCAUCAAAUUUCACCCAGGGUACCAUAUAGGUCAAUUUAACUUCCUGUAAUAAAUGUCUUUUUAUAUGUUAUUUAUCAAUUCUUUAAAAAAUAUAUUGUUAUUGAAUGAUGCUUUGCCACUGCAGUUUGACAUGGUGCUAUGGAACACACUGUCAUAAGCAAUGGCCUGCCUGGAGGCUGCAAAUGGGUACACUAGACAGUCUGGCACAGGAUGUGAGGUCAUUACAAAAAACAGUCUGUGUAACCUUCUUAAACAAGAGGGGAUAACCAUCUCCAUUCAUCUUCACCUUUGUUAUUAGCUAAAACAAGACAGUGAUUUACUCACAAACUCUUGUCUUUUUAAUGCUAAUCACCUUUUUCUUCAGCAAUUAAGCAGAUUCUUGCAGUUCUUAUCUGAUCAAGUGAUCGGUAGGACUCAUCGGUCUAUAAGAUAGGUAAUGUAACUGUUAUAAUCUAGAUGCAACUUAUGUUGCAAUACUUGUAGUACUGAGCUAACUUGACUGUUUCCGUAAACUGUGUGUAAAAUAUUUUUUAGAUUAGCAAGCACUUGUGUUCUUUCUCAGUCACUGGAACUAUAUAUAGGACAGGGCAGGGUUUAGGCCACCCCACAUCUAGUACCAGUCUGUCUUUAUACAUCCAGAUGUCUUCUGUAUCCUGCUGGUGGGCCUUAUUUUCACUGUCAGGGCUUUAAGGCAGACAGUGCUCCAUUUCAGUGGGAUCAGGUUCAGAGGUGAGGCACCAUCCUCAGGUGCGAGCAAGUGCUCAUGGACACGUGAAUCUGGAGUCUGACAGUGCCAAAAGAAGCUGUCACACCCCAAAUAUUGAAGCUUCCAGUUGAAUAAAAUGAGAACAUUCUUAAUGGAUACAUUAAUUUAUAUGAAUCCUAUUUCACAGUGGAGGCUUAUCCGAUGGUGCAGUCUUUCAUUUUUGUUGAAGACAAAAUCCGAAAAGCCAUGGAUCGCUGAGCGCCAGUUGGUUUGUUCUGUGGGAGGCCAGUCUCAUGCAACCUGGUUACUAUUGCUCUCAUCUGCCUGAGUGCAUGCAAUGAUCCCGCAGGUUACAAUGAUAACUGUUUUUUUUUUUAAAGAAGCAGAAUACUCGCAGCCCAUGGUUAAAUGCAAAGUGGAACAAUGGUUUGCAGCCACCGUGAGCUUUUUAUCCUUUAUUAUAUUUGCUUAGAUCUUAUGCGAAGAAGCUGUUUGUGGGUUUGGUAUUUAGGUCUGUCCUUCAUUGCAUUUUAAGCUCUUACUUGCCACGUCUGUCAAACACUAAUUUGUGCUGGGCAUCCCUUCUGCUCCCUCUAACACAUGCCAUAAAUAGAUGAAUACAGCGCAGUCUGUUCUGCCUUGAAAGGGGAAUGAAGGUCCCAUUGUUUCCAGCACAGAGCUUAUGUUUGGUCUGUUACUAGUGACUCUUCACUGAAACAAACAAACCGAUUAAUAUUAUCGCUGUCAAGCUUCACAGGGGGCACACAAGGAGAAUUAGAGACUGAACAGCAAGUGUCAUUUGGGAGCCCCCAAAACCUACAAUUUCUGAGCAGAGAGUUGACCUUCUUAUCGGUUUGUAUUUAAGUUGCAGUUUGUUCCUGUUACCUACCUUAAGCUUCAUCACCAGCAUAAGCAUCCAUACCAGACUGUGAUCAUGCAGGUGCACAGCACCGUGGCUUGCAAUGCAAAACAGUCAGAUGACAAUCGGUGAUUAAUUAAAAAUAAUUUAGAUAUAAAUGUCAUGGUAGUGAAAUAAAUUUGGAACAUCUAACAAGUUGCCUGUGUGUUUAUAUAACUUCAGCUCCUGGCUUUGGUGUAAUUAGGGAUACGUUUACAUCCGGUUUAAAUUUGGCUGCAGACAAUCAAUCAGGUGUGUCCCUUAAGAAAUCCACUUAUUUUACUAUUAAUGGAUGAAAGUAAUGAAUGCCUAAACACUUUAAGGGUGCAGAGGGAGGACCUGAAAUGGCACUUGCUCAAUGUGUAAAUGCUAGGCUUCACUUCUCAGUCAGACACCUUUCUCCGGCAUCACAUUGGACUUCCUGAUUUAGUUGCUCAAGCCUCAAAUAGAUCUGUGAUCUUGCUGCUACUUAGGAGACUAUAUUUUCACUGUUCAAUGCUCAAACAGCACGACAUGAAGUUACCAAGGGAAGGCGAAAAAUGUUAAAAAUCAAGAUGGAGAUUUAAAGGAAAGGCAGUCUUCAGUAUCUCGCAACCUGAAUUUAUAUUCUUUUCACUGCCUGUUCUUUCACGCUCUCCUUUGUCCUAUUCUGCCUCGCUCAGCUCAUACUGUUUCUUGCAAUGACGGUAGUAGGGAGGGUAAUUCAUAUCGAAUCUCUAACUCAGACAAAGCGGUUGGAUUAGAAUAAGCACAUUUUGCUGAGCCGAACGUGUUCAACAAAGCUUUCUUUUCCCCACUGCCAGAGCAGAAGCGAGCUCACUGGCACAGAUAUGUUCUCCUGGACUUCCCCACUGCCUUUUUUAAGCCAACAGCAAGACCCAGCUGUCAUUCGCUGGUUUUAUUCAGUGCAUUUAUGGUGUUAAAAACCCCCAAUGCGUUAUGGAUUGAAGCAUUGGUUACAGAGCUCAUCUAUUCCAUAAGCUGAAGCCUUUGUUUUUGACCAGGACAUUGGCCUGAUGUGGAGUCAGCUGGGCCACAUGGACCUCUACCAGCAUGGCCACUUAUCAUUUUUGACACACAGACACACACACACACUACAUUCUAUCUUCUGCACCUCUAUUUCACUUCAUGUGACAUCAUGGAAUGGGUUAUAGAAUGUAAAACCAGUUGAGCCUUAGAGGUUUGGCUGGAUCUGACAGAGCUUGGUUGGACAGUUUCAUCUGAAGAGUGAUGGACUCCCCUUUCUGGACAACUGUCCUCAGUCUGUUUGAGUGAGUGAGAGUCAGUGGAUGGUUGUUGACAAAAUCCUCCAAAUGUUCUAAUGUAAGAAAAUGGACAGUCAGAUAGGGUCCUCAUAGUGGCUGCAAAUCAUACAGUAGGUUUGGUUUAGAGCUUUAAAAUGAGUCAUCUUUGCAUGGAAAACAUACUCUUUGCCCUUUAAAUAAAAGCGUUUGAUUUGAUUGGCCUUUAAAGUUUGUUUGCUUUUUUGUGUUUGUUUGUUUUAAGCUAAUCCCCAGGUCUUUUUGUUCUUUUUCUGAACUGCCAUUUUAGUUUUUAUGGUUUGUGACCGUGGGAAAUGAAUGUGUGAAAAUGGAACUGGAAGCUGAAUGUUAUGUGGCAGGUUAGGAGUUAUCUGUUGGGUCAUUGUGGGCUGUGGUAGGCGGGUAAUGUCUGUGCUGAGAAUAGGAUGGCACACAGCUGCUGCCGUGGCAAAUGAAUGCCACUUUUGUUGGCACCCAGCGGCCCAGUAUGGGAGGACACAGCUGUGUCUUUGCGGUCCCCCAUCACCAUUUGUUUGCCUCCAGAGUGGAGGCAGUGUCCUUAGAGCUCGAGUCAGAGCUGGAAAGUUCUCUUGCCAAAUCCCCCACUUAAAAGGAUUUUUUUAAAAGCCUUGGCGGGGUUCACUGUGCCUUUAAGAAACACUUUAUUUUUGUGCCCCUAUGCUUGUGUUUGUUGUUUGUUGUGUGUGUGUAUGGACAUUGUCGUGAGAAACAAACCCAUUACUCUGUCGGCACUUUGAUCUCUGUGGUCUUCAGAUUUCAGGGUCAUUCUACUUUUGCUCAUGCUACUCUACGCCUCUAGUAUUGUACGUAGAAAUAACAAAUACAGCUUGCUCUCUUAACUUUCAGUAACUCAGUUCACUCACAUUGUAAUUCUAUAUUUUUGUGUGUGUCUUGUAACGGGCACCUUAAAGGUACAGUUUCUCCAUGUGCUUUGGGCCUCUAAAUUUCCUUUGUGGUGUCAUGGUGAUUAAUGUAUGAUGAUUUAAUAACGUAACGCAAAGUGCCGCACAAUUUGAAAGCAUUCUUGUGCAUCAGAGCAAGGCCUUUUCACUCUGUUGUCUUUUCAUCAGUCACCUUCCCUAUGCUGUCUUUCCACAUUUUAAAUAUGUUAGUUUUAAGCUACUCUAUCGUCAAAAUUUGUAUUUUUGUCUCAGACGUUCCUUAUCUUUCUGGGUUGUUUUUUUUUUCUUUUCUUCCUUUCUGUGAUUUCACUCUUGUUAUAGCCCUGACAACUGAGGCAUAUUAUGUUACACAUGGAAAGGGUAUCAUUGUGAACUUUAACCUGUGGAAUCAGUGAGACCCAUAGGAAAGUAUGUGGUACCAUUCCAUUGCUAGCAUUCAUUAGGAUUCUACACUGAUGCCGCAGAAAGGCUGAUAGCCUCAAUGCUAGAUAAGACUGUGUGGCUCUCUAAAUUUGUCUGGAAAAUCCAAUAUCGGAGGGGGGGGGGGGGGGGGGGGACAAAAGAAAGGCUGGAUAUGUCUGAUCUGAACUGGUGCCAUGCUCUGGAGUAAUUUAAUGAAAAAGAGAACAUUUAUAGGUAUAUGUUAAGAAAUGCUUUUAAGAAUAACAAUCUCUAGAAGCCAAUGUUUUAGUUGGCAGUGGGCCACAGACGUCUUGUUGGCAUCCUUCCCUUCAUGUUUGUUGGCAUUUUUGAGACUUUCCUAUCUAAAAAAUUGAUGGCCUAUGGGAAAAUGAAUGGUAUUUUCCUAAUUCCUUCAAAAUAAUGAAUGGCAUUUGGGUUUGUUUGCAUAUGUGCUUUUCACACAUUUUUUGUAAUCUAAAAAAAAAAUGGUCUAAUUUAAAAAAAAAAAAAAAAAUUGCUAACAGCUAAGUGGUUAGCAACCCAUUGCACAAUUUCAUCAUCACACACAGGGCUGUUUUUAGCUACCUUUCAUGUGCGUAAACUGUUGGCUGUUACCUGUUGGUGUAAUAAAUGCCACAUAUUUUUAUUUUGCAUAGUUCUCCUUCGAUCCAUAAAUCCAUAUAUGGGUAAAGUUAUUUUGUGUUCUGUCAGACUUCCAAGGCUCUUAGGGGAAAAUGACCUUAUCACAGAGGUUAUCAUGACCCAGAUGACUGGGUGAUGAAUGUGUCUCACUGAUAAGGUGUUGAUAGUGCGUAUAUAGUGCGCUUUGGCUGUACACAGAGGUUAUUUGUUUACAAACUGGAUGGCAGGUUAUCCCUCAACAUUUAUUAUAAUUGAUACGUAAUAGCUAGCUGCUAAUUAGCUGAUCAUACACCAUAUACUGUAGACAUAAUAUAAAUGAUUAUGCUGUGUUGUGCUCUCUUACAUUGCUGUCUGAUCAAACAACUUAUUUAAGCCUAUAUAAGUUAGCUAGCCAGUUAACUAUUGCAGCCUUGAAGUUUUAUUUUUUUAUUGGAAAACCAGUCUUGCCAUUAUCCCUUUGAACUUAGAUGUUCAACAUUUGUUGAUUUUAUUUUUAAGUUAAAGAUCUGUGUAUGUCACAUUUUAAUGGCACAAAGAUUACUUGUUUUUGAUCAAUGAAUCAUGCUUUCCCUUAUGUUCAUUGCUAGGUUGGCCAGCUUAUUUUCUGCAGUAGCAACGUCAAAGUUACAGGAGUCCACACUGCCUUGCUAUGCCUAGUUAAUGCGCACCGUGCUGUCCAUAUGAGAGAGGCUAUUUUUAAUCAGACAGAAAGCCAGUACAGUCUCAUUUAUGCCAGUUCAGACAGCACAAUGCUAGAUCUAAAUCACGUUGUGUGAAACUCUGAAACAAAACUGUAUUGGACGCGUUUUCAGUUUGUCAUUAAGUGUGGCAUAAAUUGGCACCAAGACAUCAUGCACAGAAUCCCUAUUCAAUUUUGAUAGGCAUGUUUAUCACUGCUUCUCAUGCUCCAUCAUAACUGCAUCUGUUUCCCCUUUAAUCACCUCUACAGGAUUAGAAAAUAAUGAAACAUUUGGAAUGGGAAACUUCCAGUAUGUUGGAAAGACUUAAGAGACUUCUUUAGUUUUCAGUAUAUAAAGUGUAUUGCAUUGGCCUGAGGUAAAAAUUCAGUAAUUCCAAGGUGACCUUGGUGAGGUCUUUCCAUUAAAGAAACGUCUCCACUGGGUGUAAUGGAGCAGAAAUAUGCCUCAUUCACCUCGGUACCCACAGUCUCCCUCAUUAGGGGACAGUACUUCAGCAGGUGGGCUUCCAAUGCUCAUUUCAGCUUUGACUAAUACUGCUCUUAUGCUGCUACUUACCACUGCUUGCAAGGCCUGGCGUAGUUUGGUCAGUGUGCCUGUGUGCGUGCCAGGGUGCUCCAAUCCGGUGUUGUCAGAGGGGUCAAGUCUUGGCCACGGCACUGCAGUGCCUGUCAAAGAUGAGGGAAAGUAUAAGUGCUUUGCUACAUUCUUAAUAUGUGGAGGCCCUCAAUGCAUAAAACGUUCCCAGCACUCAUUAAAAAUGUUUUAGAAAGGUGUAAUAAUGAAGCACCCUAUCUACGUUGAGUAUGCGUAGGUUUUAUUCUGAGCAGCUUUUAACUACAUUUAUAAGCCCCUCACUCUGAUGUAUUAAGUUCCCCAUCCUCCAUCCUCCAUCCUACAUUCAACACCUUUAAUGCUGGAAGACAGCACGAUACCGCCUUGUGUCUUGACCUUCAUUCAGCACUUGAUGCCUCUGGGAAUGCUUUCAAAAUGUAGUCACCCUUUGCAGCCUCCGCGGGUCUUCCAGAAAGCUUUAGCCAAACCAGGUCAGGCGAGGUAGGGAGCAGGACUGGCAGCUUUUGCAUUUGAGUUCCAUUUUCACUAAAGUAGCUUUGUUCUCUUUUAAUUUUGACCAAAAAAAAAAAAAAAGAUAAUUUCAUGAAUGACCAGCUUUUGUUGCUCAUUCACUGUCUCAUUUUUAUUCCAGGAAGUUCCCUCUGAAGCAGGGAGUGUCUGCAUAUAAAAUGGUCUGCAGUUCUCUGCUUCAUAGAUGCCAGCUCCACAUCCUCUUCUAUGCCCAUGGGAGGUCCUCGCUCUGCUUUUCCUGCCUCUUCCAGCCCCACCAUGCACUCCUCUACCUCAGUGACCGACCAGGCCUCUGCUCACAGCGGCUGCACUCCAGGUCCGGGGGUAAGUAGCCGAGGGGUGGCGGAGAUGCUGGUCCUGGAGGGCCAGCUGUCGGUAGCCGAAGCUGGCACCAGCAGCAGCGGUGGCAGCGUCCGGGCUGGAGGCAACGGGGGUGGGGCAGGGGCUCAGCCGCCCCAGCAGCAGCAGCAGCAGCAGCAGCAGCAGCAGCACCAGACGACCCCCUCCAAGCGCCGGACGGUCCUCAACAUCUCGCCGCCCCCGGAGGACCUGCUGGACGACAGCCGCAUGUCGUGCCAGGAGGACCCCCUCCAGGACUCGGAGCAGAGCAGCAGCAUCUGGAUGGACGACUCGACCUCCAACUUCAGCUUCAUGAGCUCCAGCUCCUACAACGACAACACCGAGGUGCCCCGCAAGUCGCGCAAGCGCACCCCGCGCCAGCGCCCGGGGCCCAAGCCCAUCUCCGCCCAGGACGCCAGCAUGGACGUGUUCGACGCCGACAGCGCCAAGGGGCCACACUUCGUCCUCUCCCAGCUGGGCCCGGACACCAAGAACUGUCCCAAAGGAAGCGGCUCCGAGAGCCCCCAGACGCCCAUCCAGAAGGGCGGCACCCUCUCCGGUCAGUUCCCCGUGAAGGCCGAGGGCAAGGAGCUGAAAAUCCUGGUCCAGCCCGAGACCCAGCACCGAGCCCGCUACCUGACCGAGGGCAGCCGGGGCUCGGUGAAGGACCGCACGCAGCAGAGCUUCCCCACCGUGAAGUUGGAGGGCUUCAAUGAGCCAGUGGUCCUGCAGGUGUUUGUAGGCAAUGACACAGGCCGAGUGAAGCCACACGGGUUCUACCAAGCCUGCAGGGUGACAGGCCGCAACACCACCGCGUGCAAGGAGGUGGACAUCGAAGGCACCACGGUCAUCGAAGUAUGCCUGGACCCCAGCAACAGCAUGACCCUAGCGGUGGACUGCGUGGGGGUCCUGAAGCUCCGCAACGCAGACGUGGAGGCUCGCAUCGGCGUGGUCGGCUCCAAAAAGAAGAGCACGCGGGCCAGGCUGGUGUUCCGGGUCAACAUCCCUCGCCCCGACGGCUCAGUUCUCACGUUACAGACACCCUCAUCCCCCAUCCUUUGCACCCAGCCUGCAGGAGCUCCAGAGAUCCUGAAGAAGAGCCUGCACACCUGCACAGUGAAGGGAGGCGAGGAGGUCUUCCUGAUCGGCAAGAACUUCCUCAAGGGAACCAAAGUCAUAUUCCAGGAGAAUUCAGCAGAUGAGAACUCCUGGAAGGCUGAGGCUGAGAUUGACAUGGAGUUGUUUCAUCAGAAUCAUUUGAUAGUGAAAGUCCCUCCGUAUCAGAACCAGGCCAUCUCAUCUCCCGUAUCUGUGGGGAUCUACGUGGUGACUAAUGCAGGGAGGUCCCACGACGUGCAGGCUUUCACAUAUACACCAGACCCAGCAGCGAAUGCGGUGGAUGUGCCUGUGAAGAAAGAGGCUCCAUCUCCGGCAAAUCCCUGCUCGUUUGAAGAUCAGAUAAAGGUGAUAAGUGGCGGCUGUAGCUUGGACAGUGCCUUGAUGGCCCCAUUGAUGCCUCUUAUCAAGAGGGAAGACGUCACCCCAAUGGAGGUUUCCAGUAAUACCUCUGCUGCCGGUGUCUUCAAGCAGACCUCAGAUGGCAUCGGGUCGGCCCAGCAGUCCCUGGCCAUGAGCUCUAGUGUCCCGCCUAACAGCAUGCCCUUCCCCAGCACGAUGCCUCUCCAGCCAGGGGAGCCAGAACAGCCGCAAGCUCCCGUCUUCACCAACGCCGAGUCCUUGAGCACCAUACAGAAGCAGGACAUCGCACCUAACACCUCCUUCUCUGUGCCUGGUGACUCCCUGCUCCAGCAGGUACCCCAGCAGUUCCUCAUGGAGCCUAGAGAAAGCCUGCCUCAGGAGAGGCCCGGAGGCAGCGCUGGGGUGGGGGUGGGCCUGGCUCCGAUGGUGGAGGCCCAGCAGCGGCAGGCCCAGCAGCUCCCAAUCUUCCCGCAGGAUGGGGUGGCCCAGCUGGAGAGGGCUGUGCGGGAGCUUCAGGCCGGGGGCUUCUCCAGCGCGGGCUCUGGAAACGACAGCCUGGUCCAGCAGGUCCUGGAGGCAGCCGCGCAACAGCAACUCAACUCGGUGCUGUACAGCACCACUGACGAGCUCAUGCAGCAGCAGGUCCAGGAGAACAUGAACAGCCUGCAGCUGCAGCCGACUGAGAGCUCCCUUGCCAAGCAGCAGCAGCAGCAGCAGCAGCAGCAGCAGCAGCAGCAGCAGCAGCAGCAGCAACAGCAACAGCAACAGCAACAACAACAACAACAGCAACAAGUUCUGGAGAACCUGCAGCAGCAGCUCCAGUCGGAGCUCUUCCAGCCUACGUUACCCAUGCAGUGCGGCCUCUUCCAGGGCGGCUCUCGAAGUGAGGCCCCCGAGAAGCAGGGCUCCCCACAGGCCAUGGUGCAGACCCACGCCUCCCUCUUUCAGCCGUCCGAAGGCCUGCUCUGCCCCGCCUCCCAGCAGCAGCCGCAGCAACAGCAGUCGCUCUUCCAGCAAGCGGGGGAGCUCCUCUCCAUACAGACCUCCAACUUCCUCCAGCAGCCUCCCUCUCACCCUUCCCCUCCCCAGCAGCUGUUCCACACCCCCAGCCCGAUGGGCGAGGCACAGGACUCGCAGGGGACCAUGUUCCACACUCAGAAGACCUCCGCCACACGGGAGCAGGUGCAGGCGGCCAUUUUCCAGAACACCCUGUCUGUGCUGACGGGCUCCACGCUGUCUCCCGAGCAGCAGUCCGGCGCCUCCGGGCUGUUCCUCUCUCCCAACACGCUGCCCGCUCAGCUCACCGUAGACAGCAGCCAGCAGCAGCAGCAGCAGCAGCAGCAGCAACAACAGCAACAACAACAACAACAACAACAGCAGCAGCAGCAGCAGCAGCAGUUGGCUUUCCUCACAUCCCUGCAGACUUCAGCCGCAGAGCCCCAGUCGGUAUUCCAGCCCCAACCCCAGCUGCAGCAGAGCACCCCUAUGGAGCAGCAGCAGUCAUCUCAGCCUCCACCACCUCAACAGCCACCGCAACCACAAGGCUCCCUGUUCCAGAGCCUCUCUUCCCACCCCACUGCCAGCACGCACACUCCGAGCCAGCAGCAGCAGCAGCAGCAGCAGCAGCAACAGCAGCAACAGCAGCAGCAGCAGCAGCAGCAGGCCAACCUACUGUUCUGCAGCAGUGCCAUGAACCCCCAGGAUCAGCCCCCCAGUAUUCUCUUCAGCAGCCAAGGCCAGAUGCCCCCCAUGAGCAGCGGCAGUCUUCCUUCCCAGACGCCCCAGAACCCCGCUCUCCUUUUCUCCCAGGCCACCGCGGUGGCGGUCACCCAGCAGGAGCAGUCGGAGCCCAUGUCCUUCCAGGACCAGAGUUCAGUGACGGGGAAUCCUCCGGCGAGCGAGCCCCCCCAGCAGGGCCUGUUCCAGGAUCAGCAGCCCAUGCAGCUCGCCCCCAGCUCCAGCAAUGCCCCCGAGCAGUCCGUCACCAUCUUCAUGACCCAGCCCAACAUUUCGGCCCUGCAGGGUGGCAUGGGCACCCAGGACCUCCCACAGUCCACCAUGUUUGCCACGCAGAAUGGGGUGGCUGGCCUACAGACCACGACCUCCUCCCCUGUGCAGCAGCCGGGGUCUCUCUUCCAGACGGCAGUGAGCGGGACCAUGACCCAGCCGGGCCAAACACAGCAGCCUGGCCUCUUCCUCUUUGGAAUCCAGAACGAGUGUGGCCCGCUGAUAAACUCCCCUGGGCCGAUGCUGUCCGAUCAGCUCAUCGCCAUCAGCCAGUCGGGCCAGAACCAGCGCGACAGUGAUGCCCAGAUACAGUCCCUGCUCAACCAGUCCAUGUCCGAGUCCGGAGGCAUCCAGAACAGCAUGACCGCAUCGCAGAAGAUCGACGACCUGCUGGUCAGCCUUCAGGGGCAAGGCAACAAUCACUCGCGCUCCUAUUAGUAUGGCUGUGGGACGCAGGACCUAAGGCCCGGUCACGGCGGGGAGGUUGAAGAGGUACAGAAGAACCGGGAAAGGUCCUGUGCCCACAAGCCCCAUCAAGCAGCUCACAACUGUAAAAUUCAUUCCUCGUGUAAGAGUGGCACAGGGGGGCAGUGCCAGCCUUCUGCCAGUCCUGGGGUGGAGCGUGGAGAAAGAGAAACCCUACAUGCGAUCCGAUUCAUUGUUGUGUAGCUGUCCGCCGUUUGGCUAUAGCUGUGAAUGAAACAUAUCACGUGGUGGAAUGUCUGUUAAACACGUCAGUUCUCAGUGCAGCACUCUGCAGUUUUUAGUGGUGUUGCAGCAGUCAAAUACACGGGAGUCCUGAAUUGUGCAGGACCGCUCUGUGUGUAUUCGUAACCGUUUAUAAAGCAUUGUUCUUUUUAAAAAAUAAAACUCUUUGGGGUAAGAAAAGAAAAUAUACAAAUCAAAAGAAGCCUUUGAUAUUUUUCACCUUAUACAUUCAGCACUUUAUAACCCUUUCCUUUGUGACCAGUUACUCCUUAUAUUGACCUAUAGCUUUCUGUGUAUACUCUGUAGUCAGCAAUUUGUUCUUUUUACUAAUUAUUUGGAAGCGUUGAUUGUUAUAUGGAUAUUUUACUCAUGUGUAAUGUAUAUAUUUAUACUAUUUUCUUACUCAUGCAUGUUUUUGAGUCGUGGCUUACAUUUUAUAAAGUUGGAUUCAUGACAUAAAGUACAAAAAAUUAACUCCCUGCUCUACCCCAUUCUUUCCCAAAACUUAAUAAUUAUUACACCAUUAAUUUCUUUCUUGCCCUGGCUCCCCAAUGAUUCAAAAGGAGAUGAAGUCAAGGGAUUAAAUGAUUGAGGAGGAAAAAGCAGACCCAUAUUUAGGUCAUUAAUUUCCAUCAGAAAUGUACAGCAUUCUUUUUAGUGUGAAAGUGCAUUUUUUGUCUGUAUGUGAAUACAGACAUGCAUAUUCAUAACCGUAUGUGUAACGAUAUACGUAACUUUUGUGUGUGUGUAAUGGAAUAAAUUAUUUCCUAAUGUUAUUUGUACUGUUUAAGUACAACUUGUACAUAGUUUGUUUGUAGUCACAUCUCUGUGGUAGAUGUUGUGAUCUUAUGAUGUUCUUUAAAUGUCUGCCACAUUUGUGCUGGGCACAUGAAUUGGUAUCAGAUCAGAAAGCUUUCCAGCCCCUUGUGUUACCAGUGGGACAUUCAGAAGACAGCCUAGUUUCCUAAAGGCAAUGUUGCAUUCGUUGCCUCUUUGAUUUUUACAUUGUUAUCAGUCUUUCUUGCUCUGCUUCGUGGUGCUAACUGCAGGAGGGAUGGAGACGUGUGUGUUUCAGACAUUCAUGUUCAUAUUUAAAUUAAUAUUCUUAUAUUGGUUAAAAUUAAAUCCCUAAUACUAACUCCUUCUACCAUGGGUCAAUAAAGGAGACUGAUCGUCUUUGGGGUCUGAGGCCAUGUCUCUAGGAUCAUAACUCUUUUUAGUUAUGAUCUAAAAACAGUCAGUUUGCAGUGCAAAUUCCAAAUGGAUAUAGUAAGUGGAUGUCAGUUGGUGGUUGUUGGUUGAGGCUUGCAUUGUUUGGAGAGGGAAAAGUAGUAAAGAUUAUCUGUGCUCUUUUGCUUUGUUUUGCGUAAGUAACUGUAAUUCUCAAUGUCAAAUGGAGAGUGAAGCUUUGCUCUGCUAGAGAGUUGAUACCUGACUGGAAAGGAGGCAGAACUGGUUGUGCUGUUUAUAGAAAGUGUGCUGUUGAGUGUUCACUAAACCAAGGGGCUUGUCUCUAUAUUUGCAACCAGAGGAAUAGCUCAGUGAAGCCUAUUUUGGAUGUUUUUGUGGUGUUUUCUGUCACCAUUUUUGUUACUCUUUUUUAAAAAACUUAUAUUAUUAUCAUUACCUUUAUUAAUUUAGCAAACAACCGUUGUUGAUGGACAGUGUAUGUUUGACCUCUGGGCUGGUGAAGGUGAUUGGAGAGGGCCAUAUAGUCCUCUAUUGUCCUGACCUCAGUGUUCAAACAGUGUUCUUUCAGUUGUUUAAAGGGACCUAGCGCAGAAGGAUGAGCCACAAACAUACACUGGAGAAAAGAGCUGUCUAUUUAGUCACCUUCAACUCAAAUACUGAUGCUUUUUCCGUAUGUCACGGUUAUGUGUGUGUGUGUGUGUGUUUUUUUUUGUGAUAUUUUAGAGUAAUUGUACUAUCAUUUUUUUACUGGUUUAGUUUUUAGACAAUUUCCCAUCUCCAUUAAUCAUAUCUAAUUUAUGUUUAAAACAUUAGCAUUGUAUGUAUAACCUUCAUGCUGUAUAGUUUACCGGUUGUUCAUGGUUGGUUUUCAGUACUCUGUUCUGGUCUCUUUUUUUCACAAUUGCUUCUUUCUUCCCUGCUGAACCUGUACUUGGGUGUGGUGUUAACAUGUGAAAUGUCAGCAUGUUUAGCACAUUUUCUCUUUGUAGAUUAAGCGGCAAAGUAGACAAAUUCCACUUUAUUUGGAAACUUAAGAGUUAAAUGUACCAUGUACAAAAUUAUAUAGACACAGAUGUUGUAGUUUCUCCAUUUAAUAUACUGUUGUUCAAAUGCCUGGCUAAAAUCAGUUGUACGGUAUUUUGUCCAAAGCUGACAGUAACAGUCCUGAGAUUGAUGUUUUAAUCAAGACUGACCCUCUACUGUCACAUCUUGAAUUAUUAAAUCAUCAUCUAAACUAAAAAAAAGCACAGAAGGUUCAAGGACAGUAAUGCCAAACACAAAGCCAUAUAAACAGGAAAAAAAUAAUCCAACAACUCUGAUUUCAGAGUGUAAUUUAGAAGAAAAAAAGUGUACAUUACCUCAUGCAGUGUGAGUAGCAUUGUGGCUACUACAUCUGACAUCGGACCAAUUGAACUGAUAUUGACAUUCUUUAUAUUUAUAUAUUUUUGGCAGCAGCUAAAUGAAGUCUUUUUGAUGUGUCAUAAAUACCCAACUCUUUGUUAAACAUCAUAUUAAGUAAUUAUAUUUCUAAAUUGUCACUUGAUAAAAUUGAGUUGUGCUUUUGAGGGGGCCAAUUUAUUCUUUGCUGGGGCACAGAUUUUGUUUUGCCUUCACGGCCACACCAUGUUAAGACUGAUGUAAACAUUAACACAAGUAAAAGUGUAGUGUUCAACUUACACACACACACACACACACACACACACACGUGUGUACAUAUAUAAUAUAUAUACAAUUAUAUUAUGUCAUCUGGAUCAGAUGCCAACUUUAUUCCAGGGGUAUCUGUCAUUACCGUAUCCUUUUUUCUCUUUCUUUUUUUUUUUUUUGAAGGAAAUACAUGUGCCUUGACAAAUAUUGUAUUUAUAAUAGGAAUCAGAUUCCUGUACCGUUGCUGCCUAUUUCAAUUCACCAGUGGUACAGUUAGUCAGUGGAUGUCCUUAGUUCAUGAAUGACUAAUAAGCCCUCAGUCUUCUAAACAAAUUAGGUUCUCUUUCUAUCUUUCUCUCUCUUGCUCUCUCUCUCUCUCAAAAAUGUCCAAAAAUCUAAUGACCAGAUAAAUGUACUUUUGUAAAUUUUUCAUGCUUAUUUUGUAGUCAACCAUUUGUAAGCAUAUGUGUUGCAAGACUGACUGUAAGUGCAUUUUAAGUCUUGUCUCAAACCGCUAUGAAGCAUGACCCACCUACAUAUCUGUUACCAUUUUUCCCCUGUUUAGUCAUUUGUAAGACUUCACUAUGAGGGAAAGGGAAAAUGAUAGAUAAACGUUAAUGAACGGUAACUUAAAAGGCUUCCUCCAGGGGAGCAGCUGUAUCAUGUUCUGAAAGUGCUAUCUUCACUUCGUGAAGAUGGACUUCUCUGCUUUCUAAACACACCACCAGCAUUCUGUCUUCUUGUUUUUAAACAUCUUUUUAAAAAGUAUUAUCAGUCAGUCAUUUGGUCAAUUGGUUUGCACACUAUUGUCAUUGUGUGUUCCUUUUCCUGUCUGGCUGUUGUUUGAUGUGAAAGCUUGCUUUAUUACCAGUACACGUGCCCUUUAUUUCUGGGCUUCAGUAAUUGACAAAUAGCACUGACGUGGGGUGGGUCGAGGGAGCCUAUGUGUUUUUAGCUACCAUGUGAACAACUUGUUAAAUAUUAAAUUUGAAAUAUAUAUGUAUUUUGCUUUUGUUGGGGCAUUUGUAUAAUCUUGCAAUAUAUUUCUGUAAACUCGCUGCUAUCUAUAUCAAUAAAAAUAGAUUUUAA
Anguilla rostrata (American eel) is the source of this 16704-nucleotide messenger RNA. It is a transcript of the gene nfat5b, whose product is annotated as nuclear factor of activated T cells 5b. Bases 8455 to 12510 code for a protein of 1351 amino acids. Gene Ontology annotation, biological process: cytokine production; calcineurin-NFAT signaling cascade; regulation of transcription by RNA polymerase II. The transcript has 13 exons. The record is from RefSeq and is a predicted model, not a curated record. NCBI's taxonomy places the organism in Eukaryota, Metazoa, Chordata, Actinopteri, Anguilliformes, Anguillidae. Gene Ontology annotation, cellular component: transcription regulator complex. Gene Ontology annotation, molecular function: transcription factor binding; RNA polymerase II cis-regulatory region sequence-specific DNA binding; DNA-binding transcription factor activity, RNA polymerase II-specific.